AUGAACGCUUCUAAAACUCUUUCAUCAACAUCAAGACUAGGAAACUCCAUGUAUGAGAGUGAGGCCCAGAGACUCCAAAGAGAGGCUGACAACUUCACCAAGAAGUUCGAGCAUGAGAAAAAGCGUCUAAUGAUCUUAGAGGACUAACUCAAGCAGGCCAACGAAGAAUUAAAUGAAAAGAAGGAAAAUAUCAAGGCAAUUCGCCCACCCACAGCCAAGAUGAACAAAGACUCUCACUAGAUUAAGCUAUUCGAGAAUCAGUUAGAGAAGGCCUUGGUCAAGUACAAUGAAUUACAGUCAACUAACAAGAAACUGCGUCAGGAGAUCGAUGUCAUGAGGAAGGAACAGCGCAACCAACUUAGAGUCAACAAGACUCUAGUUAAAGACAUCUCAUUGACAGCUGACGAUGCCAAAAAGUUAAACGUUACAACCUAUCAGGGCCAAAGAAUAUCUGAGGAGACAAACAAUCAAAUCCUUGCUUUGAAAGCCAAGCACGAAGCUGAGAAGUACAACUUCGAGAGAAAGAUCAAGGACUUGCAAGACAAACUCAAGGAGAAGGACGACAGUGAGCUUGAAAGAACCAGAUCUAAGGACAUGGGCGGUACUAAAAAACUAGUGACACAAUAAACUGAGUUCUCAAACCCAGCUGCUCUUCUUAAACUUAGACUUCAAAAGUGGACUACUAACAACAAGGAAAAGAAAAACCUUAUGGAUAUGUACAUCAGAAAUGUCAAGAUUAUUGAAGAUGCUUUCGAUCAAAUCAAAGAAGCCACUGGUAUCUCAUCGACUGAAGAAAUCGUGACCACAUUUAUCAAGGCUGAAGAGCAGAACUAUUCUCUAUACAACUAUGUGAAUAUGUUAAAUUCAGAAAUCGAUAUGAUUGAGGAGCAAAAUAAGAAUAUUGAGAGUGAGAUUAGAAAGCAUGAGGAACUCGGAGAGAUGACUGAGAAGGAAAAGCUCAAUAUGAGAAAGAAUCUUGGAAACGAAAUUGAAGAUAUUAAGUUACAGACCAUCACCAAGGAAAGUCAAAUUCAAGAGAUUGAGCAAUAAAUGUCUAAGAUAAGAGACUAUGUCAGAGAUAUGGUUGACUUCUUCGGAAAGUCUCAGUUCUUCCUCAAUGUUGCUUAACAUAUGCAAUACGACGAGGAUACUCAGUUCAAUGAGAACAAUGUGACACUCUAUCUAGCUGAGCUUGAAGAGUACAUCUCCAUGCUUAUCACCUAUCUCGCCUAUAAAUAAGAGAACCCAGAUGCAGCUAUCUCCUCCCUUUCCCUCGAGAGAAUGGUACAAAAGGAGUUCGAUAAGGGUCCAACCAAUAUUGAAGCACCAAGCAGCAAUGACGUUAAUCUCAACGAGGAUGCAGAGACAGAAGACGAUGUCAUCACUAAUGGAAAAGAUCUCUACAAAAAGUUCGAAGACUUAGUCUACAAGGACCACAUCACCAUUGGAAGUCACAAUAACUCAAUUUCAAAGGGUGGCAUCAGCAUGCUUAAAAACUCAAGACUGGACUGA
This is a messenger RNA of Stylonychia lemnae, 1512 nucleotides long. The record is from the annotation of a GenBank genome assembly. Lineage: Eukaryota; Ciliophora; Spirotrichea; Sporadotrichida; Oxytrichidae.